AUGUUGCGUGGAGAUCGUGGAGAUACGGCCAGCACUUCUUCCAGAAGCCAUGGAGGUCAUGGCGCUUCAGAGCCGCGGCUCUUUGAGUUUGGUGACAGGGGCCGGAUCCUGUCACCGAGAUGCGUCGAAAUCUCAAAACAACACCCCGAAGAGUUCCUCAACUAUCUCCAGCAGGCUUGGAAGCGCGACAAGAUCUAUGCCAAGGCGAACCCAGAUUCCAUGUUGGAUUUGAAGGCUUUGAAGGUCCUCUGCCAAGACGGGAAAUACCGACCUCUUGGGAGCUCAUACAUCCCCCUGCCCAAGCUAGUCUACCUCCAGAGCCGCUACAUGCUUGAGGGCGAGACGUUUCCCUUUCUCAGGCUUAACCCACCACUCAAGCCAGACGGGGGCUUUGGACCGUGGAGGUGCCUUAGGGCCUUUGCCAGGUAUCGCGACAAUCUCGACUUCUUCUUGGAGAUGUUGAUCCGAAUACGACGACAGAAGAGCCCCACUGUCGAGUUUCCCCGCCGAAUUUUGGAGUUGUAUCUUCGUAUCCAGGCAGAAUGCGAAGACUCGAGGGACCCGGAGGAGUGCCAACAAAGAGUCAGGGAUGUAUUCGAGAAAGAACAGCUGCUCUACAUCCAUCCCAUAUGGAGACCUCCCAGCGAGUGCUUGAUGGACGACUUGUGUGACAUGUCUAGCACACUUUCCAAGUCUGCCCUUUUCCCCGUGGCCGAAGAUUGGGAUGCGAGCAAAUCUGAGCUUGCAUCGUUGAGAGACUUCUAUUCACACACGUUGGAGGUUCAGAGUGCCUCAUUCCGAACCAUCCUAAACGUAUUGGAAAGACGAGAAUUCGACGCGCCACUUGAUCCCUCAGAUCUGUGGCUGACAGACGACUUCUAUCGCGCCUUGGACAAGUUGCGGCGCAAGCUCUCACCUCAAGAUGCUGCGGAGCUUAGAACGGCUUUUGCAGAGAACAUGAUUAUUGCCGUGGCCCCUGGUGAGAAUGUGAUAUGGCUCAACUCAGGCGACUGCACCUGGGCCCCCAAACUGGACAGUCCAGGGGUCAACGAUUUGAGCAAACACUACCCCGAGCUCAAGGAUUUCUUCACCAAAUUCCUCGGCAUAGAAAAGAACGACGCCGGUCUCGUCUUUGACAGCUUGGUGAAUGUGGCGUCGUUGAGCCCCGGGAAUACACGCGAUGACACAGCCAGGGGACUUUUGGUUGCAGUCAGUCAAAAGAUUCCAGAAUACGGUCACGUCUUGGACAAGGAAAAGUUCCUUCGCAGUCCUGUCUUUCCCGUCCUUACUCCCGAUGGCGAUGUUCUGCUCUGUGCCGCUACCAUGGAGUUUUCCAUCUCCGACCGCAAGUAUCUGAAGGAUGCAUUCAUUGGCAAGCUCAACCUGCUAGACUUUGACCCAAAGACUGUUUGGAUGCUUGACAAUCUUCUGGUCUGGGCAGGCCUUGAGGAGCGAUACCUAUCUCGGAAGGUUGAGGAGAUGGGCCCGGCCUCUGAUGACUUCAAAUCUAUCGAGUUGAGCGGCGAGAUUUCGUCCAAGGCCAGUCAACUCCUUCGAAUUGCUGUUCACUUCCGAAGUCCCCGAACAAGCAACCCAAAGGCAACGUCAUGGCUGCUGGAAGUACUAGAACAUGCCCAAGUGCGCCUCGUGUCCAGCUUUCCAUCCCGACUCAUAUACCGCUCGGGCAAUGCAGAAAUUGUUGUCGAGAAUACUUUGGGUGGCCUCGACAUCAAAGACACUGUCGGCCUUGUUAUCUACGUCGACGAUGAGAACUGGGAGCUUCUGAAGCAAACCAUGCUGCCACGUCGCCUGCUGGAAUGGAUGAUGACUGACCCUGACUCUGGGGAUGCAGAAGAGGUGACUGAGCUUGGAGUGAGCCUAGUCAGAAGCAUUCUGAACGUUGCUCCCGGGCGAGACCACAUCAUUCCCAAGAUGCUUGACGCCGAAGGCAUAGUGGAUGUAGAGGCAUUGAACCAAUCGCCGUAUUGGCGGUUGAACAGGUAA
Molecule: messenger RNA, 2004 nt
Organism: Fusarium vanettenii 77-13-4
Lineage: Eukaryota; Fungi; Ascomycota; Sordariomycetes; Hypocreales; Nectriaceae
Exons: 4
Coding region: 1-2004 (667 amino acids)
Source: RefSeq, a predicted model, not a curated record